GUCAGUUGUCUUCGGUAUCGCGCUCAGAACAGACGUGUGUGCAUGUGGUUGACGGUCCCCGCGCGCUCGAGAGACCCCACAGCAGCAAAAUUUGUGUUUGUACUAGUGUAGAUUUCAACGGUAGCGGUUACACGAAACAAGCGACGAACCUGAAAAUCCUUUGUGUGUUGUGAUUUCACCCCCGUCUUGCCAUUAGAAGUUGAUGAAGGAGAAGAGUUUGACGACGACGUCGGAAGAUCAGGAAGAAGAAGAAAAAGUGCAAAGAGUGUGAGUGUGUGUGCGUGUGUGUGUAAUUUAUUGCCUAUUGAAAGGUGCGCGCUGAUCGUUUUGUGUGAUAGUAAAUUAUUUAUUUAACUUACCUGGUAAGAGUUGGUCCCCAAUGUGACUGUGCGUUAGAGUCGACUCGGUACGUGAUAGAAUCUGUUGGUUGAGCGAUGUCGUCGACGAUGCCCGUGGUGUGGUGCACCGAUCCGAACUCGUCCGGGAAGCGGCAACCGUUCGCGUUGCAGGGCAUCCAGCUCCAGGGGAACAUCACCGAGAAGCAUGUGCUGGCGAUGAAGGAACUCAUCAGUGCGGCGUCCGAGGGCCGCUUGCUGCUGCCCAGCGACGGUGCCAUUGUCCUGCUGGACUGUGGCCUCAGCAUCGGGUCCAUGGUGAUCGAGGGCAAAGCUGGCCGGGAGGUGGCGGCGGAGGUUGGCAAUCAUAAAUCAAUUCUGCCGGCCGUGCCCGAGGUCGGUGCCCCAGGCAGUAAUUGCCCGGAUCAUAACAAUGGUAGUGGGGAAGACGGCGAUAGAAGCGCUGAGGGUAGCAAGGUCGCCGACGAGGAUGACGUCAGAGAGGACGCGUUCCUGACCGAGCUCGAACAGGAAGAGGGAAAACCUCCAGAUCUGUGUGGACUGGAGGGUGGCGGUGGAGAGGUCCUGUACGAGUUUCUGUGCUGUGCCAAGUGUAUGAACGAUCCCACGUCCAGUUGUUUCAAUCCGCCCAGUCAUCGUAGUCGUAGUUUAAAUUCGCUCAACAACAAAUCGCAGCUGUUGUCUCGAUUCCUUAAUGGACGGGCCAAGGCGCGCCUCUACUGUGAUCCCCUGUACAACAUCUCCAACCGGUACUUUAAACGGUUGGCCAACCACAAGGGCAGCAAGAGCCGGCAGCCGGACGCCCGCCGGAACGUAAUCCGCAAGGCUUCGAUCCGAAGUGACCGCUCGGCGGGCGGCAAGGUGGUCAAAAAAAGCUCCGAAAACAUCCCGAUCUACGCCACCGUCAACAAGAAGAUGAAACUGCGCACGCGGCUCGAAGCCCUCCGGCGGCAGAACAUCGACGCGGACGCGCUGGCACUGCAAAUUGCCCUGGACGGCCAGCAGAUGAUCAAGCGAUCGUCGGAUAUUAUCAAUCAAUCAUCGACUGCGCCCGCCGCAGCACCACCCUCCCAACAGCAGCCAUACAAUAGUUCCAGUAGGAAAACUAGUUUCGAUUCAACCUGCACCGUGAGUUCAAUGGAUUCGGGCUUUAUCGAUCAGCAGCAGCGCCAGCAGCUCCAACAGCUCCAGCAACUGCAGCAACAGCAGCCAAUAACUGUACAUUCGAGUCCCCGCGCAGAACGAGCUGACCGAGGGGAAAGUCCGAAAAAAUCGGAAGAAUCCCCCGCGAGGACGCCAUACGACGACGGUCUGAACGAACUGUCCAAGCUGCAGAUCAAGGAGUGUCUGGUGACGCAGUCACGAAACCGCCGAAAAUCGUACGAGGAGUUCAAGUCCCUCUUCCGGCAGCAGCAGCAACAGCAAACCGAGUGCCGCAGCCGGCUGUCCGUGGUGAACGAGAAGGAUCCCGGCGCCACAAACGUUAGAAGCAGUAGCGUUAGCAGCAACGUUAGCAUAAAAACGCGACGAAAGUCUUACGAAGAAUUCAAAGCUUUAGUCAAAAUUUGUGAUAGUAGCGUUAGUAACUUAAAGCCCACGUCCGAGGAGGACGAGGCCGAGGCGGAGAAGCAGCAGCACGGCAAAUCUUCGACGACCGUCGUCGGAGGGCUGUUCAAAAUGAAGCGCAAGAACUCGCGCCGUCUCAGCCUGAAGAAGCUGAAGAUGAACGAUAAGGCUGACCAGCACGGGACGGCGGAACCUGCCGCCGCCGCUUCCGUCCCAGCAUCAGUGAUUAGCAAUAGCGUUAGUAAGACCGCCGAAGACGGCGGUCACGUUAAGAGUAGCACAAUCUACGACAUUCUCCGGAAUCGGGGCAAGUCCGCGGAGCGCAAGGACUCGACGGCGUCGGCCGGGCGGGAGUUGACGUCGAAGGAGGAGAUUUACCGCAAAAACUACAAAAUUUACGACAAAUUGCUCUCGUACGGCAGUAAGGCGUACAAAAAGUAUGACAAGUACAUGACGUACGGAACGAUCUACGAAAUCCUGCACCGCAAGUCGGACGCCGCCGAAGACGUCUUUCUGCGCAAACGAGCUCUCUCGGAAAAGUUCGCCAAGCGAAAACACAGCGUCAACUCGCACUACAGCUCGCUCAAGCUGGGCACCAUCUACGACAUACUACAGGGUAAACAGUUCAACGCUCUCGAAUCCGGUACCAGUGAUCAAUCCCUGAACAGUAGCAGUAGCAAAGAGGCAGAACCCAACGCAAGUAGCAACGCAAACACCCUAUCAACGAUCUACGACAUCAUCCACAAGAAGGCCGAUUCGCCCAAGCAGCAAACCCGGAAUCGCUUCCUGGUGAAGAAGAUAACCGAAGAAGAGUUCAUCAAAGGCAACGAAAACAAUCGCAACGAGUCCAACGCUACGGCCACCACCGUACCAGAAGACACCACCCCGAAGCAUACCCCACCAUCCCCAGACUACACGACGCCCAAACCGGUAGAUGCGUCCAAGAAACCAACCCGGGCCCGUCGAUUCUCCAACAUCCUCUCGUACAGCCCACGCCAUACGCACACGGACCACUCCGAAUCCGCCAAGCUAUCAACCGGUAGCGCCACCCGCCUGAAACAAAUCGCCGCUAGUGACGAAGAUCUGUACAAAAGUGCUGCCUCCAAGCAGAAGUCCUCCCACCGAGGUCGCACCACCGUCCACCCUGCCCAGUCCCCUCGCCCCUCCCAAGACGAUGACCUGUACUCCCGCAUCGGGAGGCUCCGCAAGUCCGCCACCGACUCCAGCACGCUCUGCUCCAAGAUCGACGAAGUCGCCGAAGUACCGCGGAACCAGCCGACCAAGGAGCCAAAACCCGACCGCCUACCCCAGCCCGGGCCGAUCUUCAAGUCCAACUCGCUGGACAUGCUCGCGCCGGCCAAGUUCGCCAAAAACCCGCGCUGGCACAAAGCUUCCGGCGCGAGCCCCAUCCGUAAGCUUUCGCCGCUCGUAAUGCCACGGAAGUCGCAGCCGCAGCCCAAGAAGAGCACGCGGCGGCUGUCGGAGUUUACCCGCGGCGAGUUCCUGAACGAAAAAUUGUGGUACUUCCGGAAGAUCAAGAGAAUAGAGGCGGAGAAGAAAUUGCUGCUGCCGGAAAACGAGCACGGUGCAUUCUUGAUUCGCGACUCGGAAAGCCGCCAUAAUGACUACUCGCUGUCGGUCCGCGACGGCGAUACUGUGAAGCACUACAGAAUCCGGCAGCUGGACGAGGGUGGAUUCUUCAUUGCCAGGAGGACCACCUUCCGGACGCUGCAGGAACUGGUCGAGCACUACAGCAAGGACUCGGACGGACUGUGCGUGAACCUGUGCAAACCAUGCGUUCAGAUCGAGAAACCGGUUACGGACGGGCUGUCACACCGCACCCGGGACCAGUGGGAGAUCGAUCGGACGUCACUCAAGUUUGUGCGCAAGCUGGGCUCGGGCCAGUUUGGCGACGUUUGGGAAGGCCUGUGGAACAACACGACGCCGGUUGCCAUCAAAACGCUCAAAUCGGGAACCAUGGACCCGAAGGAUUUCCUCGCCGAGGCGCAGAUCAUGAAGAAGCUCCGGCACAGCAAGCUGAUCCAGCUGUACGCCGUGUGCACCCUCGAGGAGCCGAUCUACAUCAUCACGGAGCUCAUGAAGCACGGCUCGCUGCUCGAGUUCCUGCAGGGUAAAGGCCGCAACCUGAAGCUGCCGCAGCUGAUCGACAUGGCGGCCCAGAUCGCGGCCGGCAUGGCGUACCUCGAGUCCCAAAACUACAUCCAUCGCGAUUUGGCCGCCCGGAACGUGCUCGUCGGCGACAACAACAUCGUCAAGAUUGCCGACUUUGGUCUGGCGAGAUUGAUCAAGGAGGACGAAUAUGAAGCGCGGGUGGGCGCCCGGUUCCCGAUCAAGUGGACGGCCCCGGAAGCGGCCAACUACAGCAAGUUCUCCAUCAAGUCGGACGUGUGGAGCUUCGGCAUCCUGCUGACCGAGCUGGUCACGUACGGUAGAAUACCGUAUCCAGGUAUGACCAACGCCGAGGUGCUGAACCAGGUCGAGCACGGCUACCGGAUGCCCCAGCCGCCCAACUGUAACGCGACGCUGUACGAGAUUAUGCUCGAGUGCUGGAACAAGGACCCGAUGCGGCGGCCAACGUUCGAGACGCUCCAGUGGAAGCUGGAGGACUUCUUCACCCUCGAUCCCAGUGAAUACAAGGAGGCUGCACCGUUUUGAUAAAUGGCGGCCGAUUCUAGUACCACACCUAUCGACGCAGCCGUCGGCGGUGCCACCGCCGCCGCAACAGAAUCUACUACCGCUUCUACUACUGCAAAUGCUACUACUACUACAACCACAACUGUUCCAAAAUCGUCGGGCGCCAAAGCUCGCCGCAAACAACCGCAGCAGCAGUCGCAGCAACAGCGCCAGGUAUUGCUAUUUAUUUAAACGUCUACUCUAGUACUGCAUUUCCCACCCUCCCUGACUACUACUGCUCCCCCCGAACGCGCGUCCCUUCCGGCAAACGAAACUAUUUAGGUUGUGUUCUAAUCUAGUACUGAGUUCUGCUACUACCGCAUUAUGCCAAACUAAACCACGCCCAAACACUGUGAAUGCAUCACAAAACCGACAAACAUAGACACACACUCAAAGUACAUUCAUUCCUGUUUUGAUAGACGGAGAGAAGAGGGGCGUUAACUAUUUAAAUCGAAUCGAAAACAAUCAUAAGUUUACAAGAGCAAGGUUAGCAAGCAAGUCGCGACCAUGUGUUCGAUAUACUGUAAUCGUAGCAGGCGGGCGCGCGCGCGGAUUGCGGCAGCAUUUUUCCGUUUGUUUUCAUCGUGCUUAGGUUCUAGUACUGCACGCAAUCCGUCGCGGUUGGCCCCGCCCCCUCCAAAGCACACUCACACACACAAACAAACACACACUCUAAGCGGUAUUAUUACGAUAAUAUUUUGUAAGUUUUGCUGUAGGUUUGCAUGAUCUUUUUACCGCGUGGAAGAAGAAACAGUUAAUAAAGUAGACGUUCGAUCGGAAAGACAACCUUUUAUUUUUGACAGAUGGCAGUGUAGUACUAGAUCGAACGGUUUACCAGAUCAUGGUUGUUACGAAGAGGGGUAACAUAUUUCUUUGUUGAUGGUUGGCUACCAAAUUGCGCAAUCGUCUACCCUUUUUCAGUAAUGCUACCAAAAUUUGACGCUAAAAAUAUGUGUUGUCAUCUUCAGCAAUUUGCUACUUGCAGUGGUAACGAUCAUUUUUGUCUGUUACCAAAACUUAUUGGGUUCCAGCUAAAUUUCCAGUUCUGAAUUGCUACCAAUCUUUUCAUGUUUUUUUAUAUGCUUCUGUUAGCGUUACCAAAUUAGUAAUCCAUGCUACCAAUUCUUAAAAAUAUUAAACUAAAUUCACCUUCAGCCUUUUAAGAUUUGCCAAGCUUCCAAGUGAGCGAGGUAAGCCUCUUCCAAAUAUUCUCAUGAAAUUAAAUCGACUUGCUACCAAAAGUACGCUACCAAAUUUGCUACCAAUGUGAGAAAUUGUCUCCAUUUGUUGCUGCAACUUUAAAAAAUGGUAAAUGACAAAUUUGUUUCUUUUCGUGACAACCUUUUUUCGGCGGAAACCAACCGCAGACUACUAGAUCCAAAACCAGCAACACACAGAGAUUUCCAUGUCAAACUUUUUUUCCCACAAUUUCCACCUUUUUCAAACUUUGAAUGCGCGCAUUUCUUCGGCAUUUCUUCCACCGCAUUUGCCCUCUGUUAUUCGAUUGAUGAAGGAGAAACACCUUCACGACACUUGUAAAUAGAAACCCUUUUCAACGCUAAGCCAACAGACGUAACUGUAACGAUGAAAGUUUUAUCCAUUAAGGACUCACACAUACACACAGAAUUUGCGGAAUGAUAACACACUCAAAAAAAAAACCUAGAAAACAAUAACGGAAACUGUGCUACCUAUCGGAAGAAGAGAGUAGAAACGAGAACAAUAGAGCAACUACUAUUUUUGAAAAGCGAAAAAAUCAGCCCACUUUGAUCCGAUUUUGUGACUUUUGUGGCGUCUCAGUUGAACGGCAAAUAUCGUUUUUCGUGACAUCCGUGAGUGUACGAUUAAUUACUAAUAUUGAUACGUUAGUGAAUUAGACUGAUUCCAAUCACACACACACACACAUUAAAAAAACAUCUACCCUCUCACGUGCAUUUUUCCGUGUAUCCAAUUUCGAAAACAUCCAGUGUCAUCGCACUUUUUUCGUUCUUCUUUCUUUCGUUUUAAUUUAUUCAUCUCGUUACGCUUUGCACCACAAAAUCAAGUAUGUAAAACUCGUCAUUUUUUAUUUAUUUUUGUUUCGAAAAUUGCGCUUUUACACGGAGAAAAUUGAGUCCUCCCCUCUGAAAAAAAGCAUAAUAACGAGAGAACGAACGCUAUAUUUACAAAGAAGAAAGAAUCGAUUGAAAAUAUAAACGAGCACUAACGCUGUCUGCACACGAUUGGAACAACAAAGAAAUCACAAAUAUUUGUAAAUUACUUCGUAAAUGUUUAACUUAAAAAAAAUGCAAGCAUUCGUAAUUGUAAUUCUCUAAGCUGAAUAUUACACAAAACAAAAUCCCAUUUGAACAUCGUGCCCAACAUGAUCCAUUCACCCUCAUAACAGUUAAAUAAAAAAAAAACCAUACACAAACCGCAAAGAUUGCUCACUGUUUAUCGCAAUAGAUGUGAAUUACACACUAAAAACAUACACUCUACUAUAGAACACAGAUUUUCAACCGUAAACAUUAAACAAACAAAACAAAAAAUCUAUACAAUUUCGAAUAUACAACAACAACACAAAGCGAGUGGGACAGAAAAAUACACAAUGCAAGACGAAAACAAAACAAAACAAACAAAACGAUGAUGUUUACUGCUGUGGAAGUGAAGGGAGAUUGCUACUGGCUAACUGAAGAGACAAAUGUAAGCGAAACAAAAAUGGGAAACACACUGCAUCAAUAGUAAUCUUUCUAUGAUAUUUUUAAAUGUAAAUGUUGAUAAUUACAAGUAAUAAGAAUACUAAAAUAAAAAAUAUAUAAUGAUGAUGAAGAUGGGUGAAGACGAGAAAAAAGAAGAGUUGAUGAAGACGAGAUAUGGAAUCAAGCGAAAAAUAAAAACUGUAUCAGAAAUAAAAAUAUAUUGAAAAUUUUAUAAUUA
Culex pipiens pallens (northern house mosquito) is the source of this 7529-nucleotide messenger RNA. RefSeq lists its product as uncharacterized. Gene Ontology annotation, molecular function: non-membrane spanning protein tyrosine kinase activity; signaling receptor binding; ATP binding. Gene Ontology annotation, cellular component: extrinsic component of cytoplasmic side of plasma membrane. Bases 435 to 4598 code for a protein of 1387 amino acids. The record is from RefSeq and is a predicted model, not a curated record. Lineage: Eukaryota; Metazoa; Arthropoda; Insecta; Diptera; Culicidae. Gene Ontology annotation, biological process: cell differentiation; innate immune response; cell surface receptor protein tyrosine kinase signaling pathway. The transcript has 9 exons.